AGAGGCCUCGGUGUACUCAGGAGUUUGUACAGAGAUCUUCAAAAGAGAGUGAAUACAAAGGUUCUGAAGGACUUCCUGAAGAAUAAUCAAAUGGACACAAUUCUGAAGUCUUAUUUUGAGAUGAUUUCCACGUUGUUUGGAAUUCACACGACAUCCCUGAGUUUCUUUCUGAUGAAAGUCCUGGAGAAAUCCCUCCUCAGUGAAAAUGGCCACCUGGACCUGUUUGUUCGCUUCCUUCAUGGCCUCUCUCUGGAGUCCAACCAGAGACUCUUAGGAGGUCUGCUGGGACAGACAAAGAUCCGUCCAGAAGCCAUCCAGAGAGUCAUAAAGAACCUGAAGGAGAUGAACAUAACUUCAGUCUCUCCUGACAGAAGCAUCAACAUCUUCCAGUGUCUGAUGGAGAUGAAGGAGCUCUCAGUUCAUCAGGACAUCCAAGAGUUCCUGAAGUCAGAGAACAGAUCAGAGAAGAAGCUCUCAGAGAUCCACUGCUCAGCUCUGGCCCACAUGCUGCAGAUGUCAGAGGAGGUUCUGGAUGAGUUGGACCUGAAGAAGUACAAAACAUCAGAGAAGGGACGAUGGAGGCUGAUCCCAGCUGUGAGGAACUGCAGAAAGGCUCAACUCUCUGCCUGUGGACUCUCAGAGAUUCACUGUGAAGUUGUGGCCUCAGCUCUGAAGUCCAACCCCUCCCAUCUGACAGAACUGGACCUGAGUGACAACAACCUGCAGGAUUCAGGUGUGAAGAUUCUGUCUGUUGGACUGCAGAGUCCAAACUGUARACUGGAGAAGCUGAGGUGA
Molecule: messenger RNA, 795 nt
Organism: Austrofundulus limnaeus
Lineage: Eukaryota; Metazoa; Chordata; Actinopteri; Cyprinodontiformes; Rivulidae
Product: protein NLRC3-like
Exons: 3
Coding region: 91-795 (234 amino acids)
Molecular function (GO): protein binding
Source: RefSeq, a predicted model, not a curated record